Messenger RNA from Liolophura sinensis, 2321 nucleotides. RefSeq names its product growth hormone secretagogue receptor type 1-like. The coding region runs from base 50 to 1234 and encodes 394 amino acids. Gene Ontology annotation, molecular function: G protein-coupled receptor activity. The transcript has 2 exons. Lineage: Eukaryota; Metazoa; Mollusca; Polyplacophora; Chitonida; Chitonidae. The record is from RefSeq and is a predicted model, not a curated record. Gene Ontology annotation, cellular component: plasma membrane. Gene Ontology annotation, biological process: G protein-coupled receptor signaling pathway.
CUUCUUGAUCAGCUUGUGUGUGGCAGAUAUACUCGUUAUCAUAGUCUGCAUGCCAACAGCCUGGGUGGACAUUUACUCACAAGAUGUCUGGUAUUUUGGAGAGGCUAUGUGUAAGCUGGUACCUUUCUUAGAAAACGUGGUUGCUGGAGCUUCUGUGCUCACCAUUCUAUUUAUAAGCAUUGAGCGAUAUAAAGCGAUAUGUCAGCCACUCCACAAAAGCAACGAGGCCCUGUGUCGCGUAUUCAAGCACAUCACUGUUAUCUGGAUCGUGUGUUCCCUAGCCUCCCUUCCUUUCCUUAUCUUGCCUGUGUACAGAGAUUCGGAAUGGGUGGACGGCACGCCCAUCAAAGUUUGUCGGCACCCGAUGAAGUAUUCAUGGCAGAAGUUAUAUCUUACUGCUGUCCCCGUUGUGUUUUUCGUGUUACCGUUCGCCAUCCUGGUGGUGCUGUAUUGUCGGGUUGGCAGGGUGCUCAUACCUAAAGCCUGCGACCCGUCCGACAUGUACGAUGACACGUACAGAGAGAAAAUGCGACAGCGCCGCCAAGGAAUCAACAUCGUUAUCUGCAUCGUCUUGGUGUUCUUUGUCAGUCAUUUGCCUUAUCGUGUUGUCUGCCUGUGGCAUCUGUUUGUACGAAAUGAUGUCAUAAUCAGCCUUGGAUUGGAGAACUAUUUAUCUAUUGUAUACUCCGCUCGUAUUGCCUUCUACUUAAAUCACGCUCUUAAUCCAAUAUUAUACAAUUUUGUUUCCCGGAAGUUUCGUGCUGAGCUUCGUUGGAUAUUCCAUACAUGCCGUUGCAGGCGCCCGGACUGUUGUACACAGCGUACUUCUGGUUGUGCUUCAAAGGGCUUUAGGUCCUCGUAUCCUCCCGUUGUGAAGUUCAAAAAGGCAGAAAAUGGAGCUGUGGCAAUGAUGCCUGCAGUGAGAUUCAGUGAUAGAGCAGACUCUACAUCCUCGGAACAGAGGAAGUUUCGAAAUGAUUUCUCAGUUCUGUAUGCCUCAUUACAUGUCGACGACAAAAAGAAGAACGGCGAAAUCUCUGCACAAGACGUUCAGGAUAUAAAGAAACACUUCAGUGGACAAAUCAGUUGUGAAGGCGAGAAAAAACAAAUUACAGCGUUUCGUGUUCUGAUUCGAUCAACCACAGAAGGCUUUGCUAUCAACGUUGAUUUGGAAGCCAAGUCAGGAAAACGCAAAGCGACCACUCACGAAACUUGCAAGACAACAUGUCUAUAAAAAAAUAAGCAUGGCCACAGCAGUGACAGAUUCCACUGUAUGCUGUUGACCAGUCAAGUAUAAACUGUGAGAAAUUUGAACACAUUUAUAUUUGCGCAUUGGGUAUUGUGUUAAUAUGAACUGCACGAAAGAAUGGUGCAAAUAUUUUUUUACGGAAAUAAUGCUUUUAGCAUACCUGCAAUGCAUGAUGUUUGAAAAGCAAAAUACAAAGUAACAAAAUCAGCGCAUAUUACGUAAAUGUGUAUAGAUUUAAGAAACAAAAAAAACACAAAAGUACAAAAUGCAACUCAACCACCUCUUAAAUACACAUGUUAAAGCUCUUCUUGAUGCUUUGAUCACAUGACCCGUCCGAAACUUCACAUAGAACUUCUGAUCAUGCAGAGAUUAAGAGUUGUUUUUCUUUGUAACAUUUUGUCUUUUACGGUCCGAGAUUAAGUGCAUAGUUUGCCUUGCGUGAUUUAAUUCAAAGUUGUUUAACACAGUUUGUGACCAACGAGCAAACACUAGCUCCUACGAAAAGCCACUGAAACAACUGCGGUUGGUAUAGAAUCGAUUUAAUUACAUACAUUUAUGAAUGAAGUCGGGAUGAAUGGAUUCCUUUUCGUCACAUCCACCGUGGAGCCUUAUUAUUUAUAGCAGCCUCCCGAGAUGAGUACUGAUAAUGAACUAGGACAGGCUGAUGUUUUUCGUGACUUAAGGUGCUUAUUUUAGAUUGUAAUCAGAAGUAUCGUCUUCAAGAGAAGACAAAGUUAGAAAAAGAGAGGCCUUUUUUUGGCACCGGGGUGAAAAGAUUUCCCGGUGAUAAUAGUGUUCAAAUUUACCCACCACACGCCAGCCAGUCCGCGCCAUUUGCUCAGCAGCCACCAGCAGCACUUACCAAGACUGCAGUUUCCCAAAUGGUAUCGUUGUUAACGUUGUACAGCAAUCUCUCUCUGGGUUCGUAUCUUUUUUAGGGGUUUAUGUUGAACGGCAACAGGCUGCAUCGCACUCUGAAAGUUGAAAUAUAUAUCUACUGAUAAAAGGUAUGUACUAUACUUGAAACUGUGUCACACGACUUUGGUAUACAUUCCAUAUAUUGCAUUUUAUA